Molecule: messenger RNA, 1820 nt
Organism: Phalaenopsis equestris
Lineage: Eukaryota; Viridiplantae; Streptophyta; Magnoliopsida; Asparagales; Orchidaceae
Product: STOREKEEPER protein-like
Exons: 2
Coding region: 247-1788 (513 amino acids)
Biological process (GO): regulation of DNA-templated transcription
Cellular component (GO): nucleus
Source: RefSeq, a predicted model, not a curated record
CAAUUAUACAAAUGGAAGAAGAAAAACAAAAGGGGCAAUAUGAACAAGCCUCCCCCUCAUCAAAAUUCGAGGCAAUUGAUCGAUCUUGGAUCUAUACAAAAAAGAUUUCGAUUGUAAUCAGAUCAAAAUUUCCUGCGAUUUCUUCUGCGGAUCGAUCCUGAAAUUCUCUUCUCCAUACCCAGCAAUCAACUCCAAAUUUGAAAAUUCCUCACUGCGGCCAAACCCUAGCUGGCAGCAAGAACGAUCAUGGCCAAGAAUACGGCGAAGAAGCGGCCUCCUCCACCUCCACCGUCUUUCUCCUCCUCGUCCGACGAGGAUUCUCCUUCUCGAUCGAUUUUUCCUGUGAAGAAGCUCUCCGCUGGCUCAGGCACGGCUGCUCUGCGAAUGCAUACCGAGCCCUCCUUAGAACCAACCGAUGGCAGAAAAGAGGAGGAUGAUAAAUCGUCUGAGAGUCCCAAAAGAAGCCAUGGGGCAGCGCGACGAGUUUCUCGAAAGACUGAUCAUGACCCGGCAAAUGACGUGAAAUUAGAGAAGCCCUUGGCGGCGACCAAAACCCUAGAAAAAACCGGGAGCAUAGAUGAGAAGCGGAAGGAGAUGGUUGAAUCAUCUGAGAGCGAAGAGAAAGAGUCCACGGACGAGGAAUCAUCGGAGGAUUUGGGGACUGCUGCUCGACCACCGAAUCCUCCAACACAGCUGCGAGAUUCUCAAACCACCAAUGAUGGUAAGCAAGAAGUUUCGAACAACUCUUCGUCGUCUGAGUCAGGCUCAGGAGAUGGAGAAGAGGACGGCAAGGAGUUUAAUUCUAGGGCUGAAUCGAAGCAGCUGCGGCCUCGUUCACCUCCCCAACCGGCCAGAAAUUCUGUCAAUCCAAUUGCUGAUUCGCCAUUGAAGCCGCCCAAUUCCUCAAAAUCUGUCGCUGGUGAAGAAAACGAGGAUGAAGGCUCCGAGAGUGAAGAAGAAGAGUCUACGGCUGAUAACGAAUCAUCUGAUUCUCAAAACAUGGAUGAUGAUAAACAAGCUCCAGACCCCUUUUUGGACCCAGUCAGUAAAAAGCCCUUAGUCAGCUCUACUCAGCCUGUAGAGAAGGAACCCAAUUCUGGAAAGCAAUCUGCGGCCUCACAUGCCAGAAUUUCAAAGAAGAAGAGGAAGGCCAGUGUAGUUGGACCAGGAGGCCAGGAGAAGGAACGUUUCAGGAGAAUUUGGAGCUAUGAGGAUGAGCUGGCAUUGCUGCAAGGCAUUCUGGAAUACAAAGAGCAAUAUCAUGCCAUCCCGUAUGCUCAUGUGCAUGCAGAAUCUCUUUUAAAAUCUGUGAAGGAUUCUUUAUCCAUCUCGGUCUCUGCGAACCAGAUUACUGAUAAGGUUCGCAGGUUGAAGAAGAGAUAUAAAAAUACUGCUGCCAGAAGAAUUCUUGCGAAGAGGUCAAAGUUUUCAGAUGCUCACAAUGCUGCUGUAUUUGAUCUGUCAAAGAUGAUAUGGGAUUCUCUCAAGGAGGAAUCUUUUUUCCGUGAGAAUAAGGUCAAGCUAGAGAAACGAGAGGAGAGCUAUAAUAAAAAGAAAAGAGACUCAAAGCAUUUUGCUGGGGAAUAUCCUUCUCUAUAUUGGUUUUUGAGGAGUGAUCAUGGCAACAACGCACUGGUUUUACAAAAUCAUAUACCUGUUGCAACAAUAGACAUGUUGGAGGAAAAGUGUAAGAAGUUGGAAAUGAUAGAUAUGCAGCUGAACAUGCAAAAAAUAGAGUUCUUAUCUUCUGCAGUGAAACUAAUCAAGGAUGCCCUUGCCAAAUGUUGAUAAUGAUGCUAUCAAAGGUUUUUUUUUUUGUU